This is a messenger RNA of Rotaria sordida, 597 nucleotides long. The record is from the annotation of a GenBank genome assembly. NCBI's taxonomy places the organism in Eukaryota, Metazoa, Rotifera, Eurotatoria, Philodinida, Philodinidae.
AUGCAAAAGCAAUUUAAUAAUUAUUUUCGAGAUUUAAAAACAAAUCGUUCAUUAAAUAAUCAUUCAUUUGAUGAACAUGAUAAAUUGCAUUCUAUAAAAAUUGAUUAUUUGUUUCUAUUCCCUUCGUUUUAUUUAGAAAAUGGUUUGGUUAUUACUGAACCAGAAGAAAUUAAAAUUAACGCACACAAUGGUAUUCUAACUCUUUCAACUAAAAAAGAAAAAAAUUACUUUCUUCAUGAAUCUCCUCAAACAUACAUAUCACCGAAAGAACUUAAAACUAAUGAUUUAAAGUCAACUUAUACAGAAAAUGGUAUUCUUUCAAUUGAAACACCAUUACCAAAAGAUGAACCAAAACAUAGUCAAAUUCGAAUCGAACGUAUUUUAGAAAAAAGUGAAUUACAAGUAUCGGAUAAAGAACGUGCUCAACGUCUAGAAAAUACUUAUAAGGAAAUUACAUCACUUGUUAGUGGAAAAUGUAUUAAUCUGGAGACAAAAUGUCCUUAUACUAUAUCGAUGAUUGGACAAGCCAUGAGAGAUAUUCAUUUUAGUUUUAAUCGUAAUCGAAAUGCUAAACAACAAGUUGAAAUUGUCCUUUGA